Acipenser ruthenus (sterlet) is the source of this 5387-nucleotide messenger RNA. RefSeq names its product microtubule-associated tumor suppressor 1 homolog A-like. Bases 462 to 4415 code for a protein of 1317 amino acids. The record is from RefSeq and is a predicted model, not a curated record. Gene Ontology annotation, cellular component: cytoplasm; nucleus. Lineage: Eukaryota; Metazoa; Chordata; Actinopteri; Acipenseriformes; Acipenseridae. Gene Ontology annotation, molecular function: microtubule binding. The transcript is spliced from 16 exons.
AACAGAACAGGUGGUAACCUUGGCCUAUACCGUCGUUUCUUUACCUGAUGACUGAUUGAGUGCUGCUGGAAAGUGUGGCAACAUGGGACCUUGUCAGUGAGCAAUACCGACGUCACAGGGUUUAAAUGCAGGUGCAGGAUCUCGGAGAGAGUGGCGUUUUUGCACGAUACUGCUGUUUGGAAACAUGCAGGGUUUGAUGUUUACUGUAUGCGAUUGAGCUGAGCUUGUGGUGGAGAUCUCCAUAAGCAGCUGUUUGUACUUCUACAAAGAAAGGGCUGGAUACAGACAGGAUUUUAAAUACUAACUGGACAGGAGCACGGGAAUGUUUUCUGCUACUUCCUGCUGUGUUCAUAUUCCCUUCUGUAAUGAACGUUAAAGGAACAACAUGUAAUGGUGAACCAUUCAUCAAUUCUGAAGUACAACAGGUGUAGAAUCAAUAGUAACUACAAAACAGCAACAACAUGAGUGUCAAGAAUAUUACAGUGCAAAAUCAACUGAGGAAAGACGCACUCGAUCAAGAGAUAGAUUUUGGUAAGCUGCAGUAUCCACUGUUGAUUGGUGAUCAAAAUGGAAAUGAAGUUUCGUCCGAUACUGGGUCACCCUCGGAUUCCGUUCGAAGUGUCAGCUGUUUAAGUUACGGGAAUUCUGCUGAUAGUCCUGUUGUUGAAAUGAGUGAGUGUAACUCAAGCAUGGACCAUGAUGCCGAAGCCUUUAAUCAUAAUUCUGUGUUUCUAAAUGAGAGCGUCGGUGAUCCUAUGCUUGAAGAGGACUUGGGUAUUAGUGGCAGAACAGAAUUGGUCAGUUUGCCUCGGGUAAAAGAGCAGUUUAAGGGAAUAAUGCAGCCUAAUCUUGAGGCAGACCCAAACCUGGAAAAAUGGAAUCCAAACCUUACCCUUGUGGUGCCUUGUAUGCAGGAAUGUACAAAGAAUAAGAAUAUCUGCAAUGUAGAUAUAGGCACAAAGAAAAUUGAUCUUGAAUCUGUGACCCCAGGCAAUGAGAUGGCUGUUGAUGCAGAUGAAAGGCUUCCUGACCCUCCAGUCACAAAAAAAUCUCCAGUUUCAUCUAACAGUCCAGAAAAUGGGUCUGCAGAUAACACGCAUGCUUCCUUGGAUUCACUGAACUCCAAUGAGAUGGUGAUGAGGAGCAAUAGUUUUAUGUUGAGUAGCUCCGAGAAGCCUCCUAGUGCCUCUAUACUUGAGGCCGCAAACAGCACCAGUAGCAUCCCUUCUGAUCAGGGAAAGUUUUCAAGCACAAUGCCAGAUGUUUGUGGUGGGACAUUUGAAAACAUCCAGCCAGAAAUAUCUAGCUGUAAUUUUGAUGCCAAACAAUGUACAGUAGAGGUACCAAAAGAGCUCCCUGAAGAUGGCUCUCAAGGACAGUGUCUGCCUAAUUAUCUCCACCAUGCUCAGCUUGGAAGCUUCUUGGGUGCAGCAGCAGUUGGUGAAGUGGAAUGUUUGUCCCUUGCAGAUCAUUUUGUAAAAGAUGUCAAUGUAGAAAUAUCUGACCAAGAGGGAGCCAUACUAAUCCUUGCACAGAAAGUUGGAGAGAGUGCUGUUGACCCAUCCACUCAAGAUUUGAUUCCUAUGUCUAAAACUGAAGCUGAUAACUUAAUACCUCAGCUGAGACUAAUGCUUUCACCAAAUGGAGAGGCCGCUAGAGCUUCCGACGAAACAUUUUUGGUCCGUAGUCCAGAGGAAAAAUGCAAUUACCACACACAUACAUCCACUCCUUUGCCAGAAUCGAAGAACGUAACAUUUAUUAUUCCAUCUUUUGAUGAGAUUCCAGAACAGGCAACUGGGAAUGUAAAAGAUUUAUUUUCCUGCAGUGACAAGAACCCUUUUCAAACCCUUAAAGGCAGCCAGUGGUCCUGUGCAUUAAAAACACAAGAAAGUACAAGGCCAACUACAUCUACUACAAGCAAAGCUGCCAAAGUAGAAAUAUUGAAAUAUCCUAAACCUGACUUCAAGAACAUAAAGCCCAAAGUUGUUUCAAGACCUUUGGUGAAAACUGACAAUCCCUCACAUAUUAGAAAUACACAGAGAUCACCUUCCACACCCAGUAAGGUUUGCCCCUUUCCAAGGGCUUCACAAUCACAAAAAGAUGUUCAAAAAGAGAAAGGGUCUGAAAAAGGACAUGACAUAGCACAGGAAAAAGCAUCGAGAAAUCAAAAGCAGGUGGUGGCAUGCGACCAGCGUUUUCCAAGCAAGAUGACCCCCUUUUCUGCAGUUUCAAAAACAGUAGUCAACAGGGUCCAAAAACCAGCAUCCAAUUUAAGGCAGAGGAAUGGAGUAUUAGACAAAGGCAGCUCUUCAGAUUCAACAAGCUCUUUAUUCUCCGAGACUGCAGUAACUGGUUCCCAUAAUAGAUUCAACCAGACCACUCUGAACAACAAAGCUGAGAAAACUAAGUCUUCAGUGAUUUCGGUUUCUUUGUCUCGCAAAGAAACUGGUGAUCUGACGAAUGGUAUUGCACAUGGAUUGACUUCUGGAGCUGUUGCAACCACCUCUUCUAUGUUGUCAACUAAAUUGGCAGCAGCUUCAGACGUAAGCAAAUCCAGAGUUGGACAGAAGCCAUCCCUCAGCAAGCCGAAAAGCAGUGUAGGUCCGCAGACUACAUCUGCAGACUUUAGACUGCCACCUCCUGUAUCAAAACUGAAGCUGGGAAGUUUAAGUAAAGAUGGCUGCACCACUGGAAUCCUGUCUCCACCAAGGACCAAACAGAUGCCAGCUCAUGGCACUCACAAAAUACCGAUUUCUACCAGAGUAAAGACAAGUUCUGCAAGGAUGUCCAUAAACACUGGGUCUGUCUCGGCUAGAUCUGCAACAGGGUCCAGACUGCCUGUGAAAACUGCAGGACUAGAGAGAUCCUCCAGUGUGUCUUCACUCUUGAGCUCUCAUAGUGAGCCCAGUACCGGUACUUGCAGAAGUCAAUCUACAACUGCUACCAGCUGUAAAACUGUGGAUAAAUCUUCACGACCUAUACUUUCUAGUGGAGCUCCGAAUUCUGCAAGAACCUCUUGUGCAAAAGCAGCAACGAGAAACAAGACGGCAGUUAAUCAAACUUCUGCAACAGGAAACAAGACAAAUUCUUCCCAAAAUCAAGCAUCUUCAAGAUCUACCACUUCACAGAAUCAAAUAACUCCAAGGACUGCUCCUGGCAUUUCUGCAAGACAAGUGGGGGUGUCCAUGUGGAAUCGGUUAGCAGUGGACAAGAACAAGCUGAAGACAAGCCCCAGGAGCCGGCCUCCACAAGCACAGACCCAGCCUGAUCUGCUGCCAACAGAGAACAAGACCCAUGGACUAGCGCAUUACAAAACACAGUGCGAGAAGAAAAACGAAUGCAUUCAGCAUCUCAAGACGUUACUAGCCACCAGCAACCAUAGGUUUGAGGCCAUCACUGUGGUGGUGCAGCAUAUUUUGGCAGAGCAUGAGCAGGCUCUCAAGCAACACAAGGAGUCCUCACAGGAACUUGUUAACCUGCACAGGGAAUUGGUGAACACAGCCACCUCGUGUGACAAGCUUGAGAGAGAGAAAGAUGAGCUGCGGACGGCGUUCGAGGCUGUGCUGCAAAAAGUGCAGGAACAGCACCAGAGCGAGCUGGCUGACCUGGAGGAACGACUCAAGGACUUCUACUUGGUAGAGUGGGAGAAAGUACACGAGGCCUACCAGGAACAGGCAGAGAAACUGAAAACACAACUGCAGCAGCAGGUUAAUAGUCUGAAUUCCCAUCAUGAAGCUUUCAGGAAAGAACUUGAAACUAGCCAUUCAGAGAAGAUUGCAAUGUUAAAACAGCAGUAUGAAGCUUCUUUGGAAGAACUCAAGAAAUCUCAGGAAGUGGAAAAAGAUUCACUUAAUGAAUCAUUUAAGGAAACUGAAGCAGCAUUAUCUGAAAAGAUUGAUGAAUUGACUUCUUUGAAUAAUUCUUUAAAUGAGAAACUGAAAGCAGAAGAUGAUAGAAGGAAAGCACUUCGUGAAAAGAAUCAGAAGGAUUCCCACACUCUAUAUUUGGAGCAGGAACUGGAAAGUCUGAAAGUUGUUUUGGAUAUCAAGAAUGAACAGUUACAUCAACAGAAUAAGAAACUGAUGCAAAUGGAAAAAAUGGUGGAAAAGAAUAUUAAGUUAGAUGAAUGUCUUAAAAAGGUCCAGCAAGAAAAUGAAGACUUCAGAGCAAGAAUGGAUAGACAUGCAGCUCUGUCAAGGCAACUUUCAACUGAACAGUCUGUUCUACAAGAAUCCCUAGAAAAGGAAUCAAAAGUCAAUAAACGUUUAUCAAUGGAAAAUGAAGAACUUCUCUGGAAGUUACACAACGGAGAUCUGUGCAGUCCUCGAAAGCUAUCUCCUUCAUCUCCUCCCAUGUCUUUCCUAUCGCCACGUAAUUCUGGAGUGUUUAAUAGCCCUGCUGUUACACCAAGAUAACACUGGAACUGGGCUUCAUGGAAGCAUUUCAGUACUAUUGAUGGAAACAUCAUGACAAACAGGAGCUAUAUUAGCUAUGUAUGAUCAUGAUACAGUAUAAUGAAAAUAUUAACUGGAGGCAAAGAAAAUCCAAAAUGGAUAUACUUUCAGCUGAUUCUUGUAUAAUAUAUACAAUAUGAAUACAACUGUACAAAGCCAAUGUUGCACAAAAGCACUUAUAGAGCAAGAAUUCUUGGUCUUGCCUUUUUGCCUGAUUUAGGGAGAAAAAAGGAAAACUCAGGGCCUGUAGAUUAAUGUAUCACUGUUUUAUUACCAAGUUUCCUUGUGUUCACAGAAAGCUUGGUCGAGUAGGUUGGGUAUGCUGUGUGAAUGAAAUUGGCACUUUGGGUGUGAGCACUUUUGAGGCUGCUGUCUUUUGUUAAAUAAAAUGAGCAGAUGUUCUGUACAUUUUGAUAAUUACAUUAUGGCAACAGUUUCCUAAAGUACACCUAUAUCUAUAAAAAAUACUUAGUGCAGAAAGAGAACAUGUUUGUAAUGUGGUUUUUGAGAAAUGUGUGUGCCUGGAGCCUUCACUGAGGGAGAUGCCUCUCUUAAAUCUGGGUUCAUAGGGAGACCAGAAUCACCAUGGUGCUGUCUGUGUGUGUGUGUGCUCUAGAUGUUGAACUAUGUGUUUUUAGUUGUGGCCAUGGGACCAAAGGAAGUUUUUGUGCAUGUCUGAUACCACGAGAGUGAUUUUCAAAGCACUGUAAAUCAUGACAAGGCAUAGCUCUUCAGAGAAGCUCAAUCUAUAUAAUGUACAUGUAGUUGUAAUGAGGCUUUCCUUAAUAUGCAUAUCUUUUAAGGUUUAGGAAGUCUUUUGAAUAUCACAAAAGGUAAUUGUGUGGGUGUCAAAAUAGUGUCAUCAAUGUGCAAUGUUGACUCUUGAAAAUAUGCAAUUAUGUAUAAAAACAUGAAUAAAUAUAUAUUAAAAUA